AUGGUUUUCUACACCAGUUGGUUCCUUAUAACCCGUGAGAUUGAACCAGUGAUUGUCGUUGGAGGCCACCUUGCAAGUGAAGUUUUGAAUAAGAUUGUUAAGCACAUAUUGAAGGAACCAAGGCCAGACUUCCACAAAGACUUUGGUAAAGGCUCCUACGGCUCGUCGUUUGGAAUGCCGCUGGCACACUCACAAUUUGCAGGGUUCUUCGCAGCGUAUUUCCUUUGUAUCUUAUUUAAAAGAGUGCCACUGUCGAGGUUAAAUAAGAUCAUAGUGUCUACGUUGUUGCUUGUGAUUAUGAUUCUUGUGCCAUUCUCACGUGUAUACUUGUGGUACCAUACGAUUCCCCAAGUUGCCGUUGGGGUUCUCCUAGGUGUAGUUGUGGGAUUGGCAUACUACAUAGCAACCCUGGUGGCUCGUGAUCUCGGUGUAAUUGAUUGGAUUCUUCUGUGGCCCCUAAUUCGUUAUUUCUCAGUGAAGGAUAGCUACUACCACGCCUAUCAACUGUUUGAGGAUGAAUACCAACAAACGCAGCGUAAUCGGGGAGUCAAAGCCAAAUUGAGUUAG
Diutina rugosa is the source of this 567-nucleotide messenger RNA. It is a transcript of the gene CWH8, whose product is annotated as Cwh8p. The transcript has a single exon. The record is from RefSeq and is a predicted model, not a curated record. Bases 1 to 567 code for a protein of 188 amino acids. Lineage: Eukaryota; Fungi; Ascomycota; Pichiomycetes; Serinales; Debaryomycetaceae. Gene Ontology annotation, molecular function: sphingosine-1-phosphate phosphatase activity.